This is a messenger RNA of Castor canadensis (American beaver), 3125 nucleotides long. The record is from RefSeq and is a predicted model, not a curated record. Lineage: Eukaryota; Metazoa; Chordata; Mammalia; Rodentia; Castoridae.
AAGUAGCACGGAUUGCUCAUCCGAUCCGUGCAGCCGCAGCGAGUGUGUCAAGUUACAGAGGCGCCGGAAUCGGCCCCAGCGCUCCUCCGCAGCGGCCACGACCCACCUCAGCCCAUGGAGCCCUCCAUGUGCGUCCCUUCGCCCGGGGACUGAAACUGGCUUGCCUGGGAAACGCAAAACACCCAGAAGAACCGACUGCGCGACACCAGAUCGAGGACUCUACAGACACUUGAAGGCAAAGACGGGCGGAGAGCCGGCCAGAUUCCCCCAACUUUCCCGGACUUGGAACGUUCUUCGAAAUAACUUUUUUCCCCUCACUUUGGUGUAACGAUUGCCACCCGUUGUGGGUUUUGCCUUCCCCCCCACCCUCCUAUUGCUAAUUUUUACGUCCUCUUUGCCGGGAGCAAAGGAAAGGGACGUUUUCCAGCAACACAAACCCUUUCCCCCUGCCCGCAGUUUGGAUCGCGCCUUUUGGAGGCAGCUCUCGCCUUUAUUUAUUCUAUUUAUUUAUUUAUUGGUUCUCAAGACGCGAGAGAAUGGUAGCGGAGCGCGCUCGCAAAGCGGCAGCGGCGGGUGCCCGCGGCCCUGGAGAGCUGGGCGCGCCGGGCACGGUGGCACUGGCGGAGCGCUGCGCGCGGUUGCCCAGCCCAGGGUCGUGCGGGCUGCUGGCGCUGGCCCUGUGCUCGCUGGCGCUCAGCCUGCUCGCUCAUUUUCGGACGGCGGAGCUGCAGGCCCGGGUACUGCGCCUGGAAGCGGAGCGCGGGGAGCAGCAAAUGGAGACGGCUAUUUUGGGACGAGUCAACCAACUGCUGGACGAGAAAUGGAAGCUCCAUUCACGCAGGCGCCGGGAGGCCCCAAAGAUGUCUUCAGGAUGUAACUGCCCACCAGGACCUCCUGGCCCCACUGGAAGACCCGGACUCCCAGGGGACAAAGGUGCCAUUGGGAUGCCUGGACGUGUGGGUGCCCCAGGAGAUGCCGGAAUGUCCAUCAUUGGUCCCCGAGGCCCCCCUGGUCAACCAGGCACUCGAGGCUUCCCCGGAUUUCCGGGUCCCAUUGGCCUGGACGGCAAACCGGGCUACCCUGGACCAAAAGGAGAGAUGGGCCUGCCAGGUUCCCGAGGACAGCCGGGACCGCAAGGACAAAAAGGAGAAAAGGGUCAGUGUGGCGAGUACCCACAUCGGGAAUACCUGAGCAGCACGCUAGCAGCUCUGCGCUCCAACCAGAUAAUUACCCUGAAGCUGCUGCCUCUCCUCAAUUCAGUGCGGCUGGCUCCACCCCCAGUCAUUAAAAGGCGGACCUUCCAGGGUGAGCAGGGCCAGACUGGCAUCCAAGGCCCACCAGGACCACCAGGUCCCCCUGGACCAAGUGGACCUCUGGGGCACCCAGGACUGCCAGGACCCAUGGGGCCGCCUGGCUUACCUGGGCCUCCUGGACCAAAAGGAGACCCAGGCAUCCAGGGGUACCAUGGCCGCAAGGGAGAGCGGGGCAUGCCAGGGAUGCCGGGCAAGCAUGGAGCCAAGGGGGCUCCUGGGAUCGCAGUGGCUGGGAUGAAGGGUGAGCCAGGGAGUCCAGGCAUCAAGGGUGAGAAGGGGGCUGCUGGUUCCCCUGGGCUCUCUGGGCUCCUUGGACAAAAGGGAGAAAAAGGUGAUGCUGGCAACUCCACUGGAGGAAGCAAGGGUGAACCUGGUUCCCCAGGACUCCCUGGGCCUCCGGGGCCAAAGGGAGAAGCUGGAGUGGAUGGCCAGGUUGGGCCCCCAGGAAAGCAAGGAGACAAGGGGCAGCCUGGAGCAGCUGGAGAGCAGGGACCAGCUGGCCCCAAGGGCUCCAAGGGAGAACCCGGGAAAGGAGAGAUGGUGGAUUACAAUGGAAAUAUCAACGAGGCUCUCCAGGAGAUCCGAACAUUGGCCUUGAUGGGGCCUCCUGGUCUUCCUGGGCAAAUAGGCCCACCUGGAGCUCCAGGGAUUCCAGGCCAGAAGGGAGAGAUUGGACUGCCAGGCCCUCCAGGACAUGAUGGGGAAAAGGGACCUCGAGGCAAACCAGGAGACAUGGGCCCUGCAGGCCCCCAAGGACUCCCAGGAAAGGAUGGGCCUCCAGGAAUAAAGGGAGAAACUGGACAACCAGGGAGCCCGGGAGAGAAAGGAGAGAAGGGGGAGACGGGACAAGCUGGCUCACCAGGAGAGAAAGGAGAAGCCGGGGAGAAAGGUGAACCGGGAGCAGAGGUUCCUGGGCCACCAGGGCCAGAGGGGCCUCCUGGACUUCCCGGCCUCCAAGGUGUUCCUGGACCAAAGGGGGAAGCAGGCCUAGAUGGAGCAAAAGGAGAGAAGGGUGCACAAGGAGAAAAAGGAGACCGAGGGCCUCUGGGAUUACCCGGAGCUUCAGGUUUGGACGGCAGGCCUGGGCCACCGGGUACUCCAGGACCAAUCGGAGUUCCAGGCCCAGCGGGACCAAAGGGCGAGAGGGGCAGCAAAGGAGACCCAGGGAUGACAGGACCAACGGGAGCAGCUGGACUUCCUGGUUUACAUGGACCACCCGGGGACAAAGGAAACCGGGGGGAGAGGGGGAAGAAAGGCUCUAGAGGGCCUAAAGGGGAUAAGGGAGACCAAGGAGCACCUGGAUUAGAUGCCCCCUGUCCGUUGGGUGAAGACGGCUUACCAGUCCAGGGCUGUUGGAACAAGUGAUGCCCCUAACCUUGGAUUGGCCUGUGUGUGUGUUUGUACAUAGAAUAUUUAUUUUUAUACAGUUUUCACUUUUUUGGAAAUACCAGAAGUAUGAUGCAUCUUACAGAUUAUUAAAAAAGAGAAAAACCUGCAUAUUUUGUACAGAAAAUAACAACUUCUUCCCUUUUGUUUACAAGAUGUUUUGUAUAAUCCUGUCUCUAAUACACUUUCUGUUUGUGAGUACGGCCCUAAUGUUUGCAUGAUAUUUGUGCACACUUAUGAAGUACCAAAGCUUAAUAAAUUAUUGUGUUCUGGUGCCAAAGAGGGUCAUCCAGCACCGAGGUGCUGCUAGCUUGUGUGUGAACUCAUACAAAUGAGGAGGUCCGUGACAUUUGCCAGACUCCACGUGUCCAAGAAUACUUUAAACUGAUGGAUUCUCAUUAUUAAAAAAAUGAAACGUGACAAUUC